UGCGGUCCCGCUGCCCCGGCCCGGUUCGGUUCGGCCCCGCUCCCAUCCCGGUCCGGCCCCGCUCCCCUCCCGCCGAUUUCGCUGCUGCCGUCGUUGCUGUCGCUGCCGCUGCCCCCGGCGUUCCAGGGUGGGAGCUGCCCCUGCAAGAGCCUCGGCUCGGUUCGGCUCGGCUCGGCUCGGCCCGGCCAUGGCGCACUCGGCACCGCUCGGCCUCUUGGAUCAAGGCUGCCCCAUCCAGGUGGAACACGAUCGGAAGCGGCGGCAGUUCACCGUGCGGCUGAACGGUUGCCACGACAAGGCAGUGCUGCUCUAUGAGUAUGUGGGCAAGAGGAUCGUGGACCUGCAGCACACAGAAGUCCCCGACGCCUACCGAGGGCGAGGAAUAGCCAAGCACCUGGCCAAGGCAGCCCUGGAUUUCGUGGUGGAGGAGGACCUGAAAGCUCACCUGACGUGCUGGUACAUUCAGAAAUAUGUCAAGGAGAACCCACUGCCACAGUACCUGGAACACUUGCAGCCUUAAGGCAGGACAGCUCUGACACCAGCACACCUGUCCCUGACUGUUCAACGCGGCCUUUGCUUCCCUGCAGUCUCAGGAAAUCCCUUUCCCACACUCACAACUCCCAUUAUUAUUUUUUUUUUUUUUAUGUGCGUCCACGUGGUGCAUGAGUGUGGGCACCACCUCCUGCUCUCUGCCCACCUGUGAGCAUGGCUACAGCCCCUGGGCCAGGCUGGCUCCAGGCACACGUGGUGCCCCCCGAGUCCUCUUCCCAAGCCAGGCAUAGGAAGAGGAGGAUUUUUCCACCAAACUCCAUUCCAAGACCAGGGGAUGCCUCAUUCUGUGCCUCAUCCUCUUCCCUCCAGUUGGAGACAGCUGUGAACCUGCUGGGGGAUGUUAGUUAGGGGGGGUGCUGCCUUACCAGCCCCCUCUUCCUCCCUGUAGCUGGGAGAGAUGAUGUGGAUGAAGCCUCGUGGGACAGAGGGGGUGCUGGAGAAGCCCCAGCCCUGUGUGAGGUUCAUCUGUUGGACACCAAACUUUGCCCAAGCCCACGCAGGGCACAGGUGAGAACAUUUGGCCCUGGUGGUGCCUCUGGGGCUUUGCUGCACCAGCUGUGGAGACACUGGGACAGUGACACCUUUGAGCCUAGGGACAGGAGCCAUGUGAGGAGCAGGCUGUGGCCACGGGGACUGCAGCAGAGCAUACAGAGCCUGCAGAGUUGGAAAGGUGGCUGAGUCCCCAGAAAUGCCAGCUCCUGCCCAGCCAUCUGUGUCUGCCCCCAGUGUGGCAUCCCCAUGGGGUCAGGAGCCAUCAUUCCUGUCUCUUCUAUCAGCAUCAGCUGUGCUGGUGUGGACACAACCUGCUCAGAAGAACACCAACCAGCCCUGGCCCAAGCAAUGAGGGGACAUCUGUGUUUGCAGGCACCAGGGUAGUUUUCUGCAGCUGAUUAAGAAGAAGGCUCCCCCCAUCUCUUUUGAUUCCAGCCCUGCAUCCCUGUGUGCACCCCAGAUCAUAGGGUCUGAGCCAUCAUCACAGCCUGAGCUCAUCAGUGGUAAGGCCUCCAGGACCUGGUCCUGGCUCAUCUGCAGGGUUUGAUGCAAGAGCCACUGCCUCCACCUGGAUGCUGGUCACUCCCUACAACCUGCAGAAAGAAGCCCUGGCUCAGGGCACUCCUUGUCUGCUCACUGACAUCCUCCCAGCUCCAGGCCCUGAGCUCUGGCAGCCUCUUGGGGUCCUCAUCCAGCAGCAGAAACCUUUGUGUCCUGCUGUUGCCUCUGUGAUGAUGACUCCAUAGCACAGCUCAGUGCUGCAGUGGGAUGUAGAUGGCAGGGCACUGCCUGGCUCUGGAUUUCUGCCUGUCCUGCCUUGCCCAGGCUCUCCAGGGCCUGAGUUAGAUCCCAGAGCAUCUCCCCCUGAGCUCUGGGGUUAUGGUGGUGUCCCAGGGCUGUGGGGAGGCAGAUGGUGCCAGCCCUGAGCAGCUGCUGGGGGCUGCAGCCAGGCAGAACAGAGACAGAGCCUUUACCUGAAUCCAGCCCUAACUGGUCUCUCAUCAGGGACUCAAGUUUACAAUCUCUGCCACGGACUGAAUGAAGCCCCAGCCAAGAGGCAGCUCAGUGGUCUGUGGUGGCAACAGCAAAAGUUCCUACAACCUUCUCUCCUGGCUGGGCUGCUCAGAGAUGGAGACCCCGUGUCUGAUCUCAUCCUGAGCAUUUCCUCCCAGCCACCAGCUGGAGGUGAAGCCCUGCUGCCUGCCUGUGCUCCUGGGCUGCUCACACCACUCACAAGCUGGAGUGAAACCUCCCAAACUCCAUCCCUGCCCUGCCACACUGCAGCCUGCCCAUGUCCUGUGCCUGGCAGCAGCUCCAUCUCCUGCUCGUGUUGCUCAGGAAAGGCACCAGGCUCAGCCCUGCUGCUGCUGCCUUCUGCUUCUGCCCUCUUGCUGCUUGUUUCAGCUUCCCUCUGACCUUCAGGAUAGCACAGAGGGGCUGGGAAAGGGUUGCAGCUGAAGAAAAGGGCUCCAGAAGAAAUCUGGGCUGCUAAAUGUUUAUUCUUUAACAUGCAAAACACACUUCAGAGUCGACUUACAGGAGCAAGGCUGGCUCUGUUACAGCCAAAGCAAUGACAGAACCAUCCCUGCUCUGAUGCCAAGGUGAAGCUGAACCAUCUCCUCUCCUGCAAGCCAAGGAAAGACACCCUUGUAUCUUUGCUGCAGUGGGGCUGGGUGCUUUGUGGGAGCAAUAACUGCAAGCCUUUGCCCUGGUUUUGUGCUCAUUUCCACUGUGUGACAGCUCCAGAAGUUCUGCAGGGCAGCAGCUCGCUGGAGGCUGAGCUGUGGUCACUGCACCACCAGGGUCCCAGUGUCCAAGCCCAGCCCUGGAGCCCUUUGUGCUGCUCUGGCAGGAAUCUGAUGUUUUCUGGCACUGGAUCACAAGUGGCAUUUGCUGCCUUAAAUCAGGCUCUGCACUCAGUUUUGCUGCUGCUUCCUUUCGAGGUGCUACAAUCCCUCUCUGGUGUCUGACCUGAUGGAGAUGGGUGCCAGGGACUGUGCCAACCAUUUCACUGCUGUCCCCAGCCUCUGCCCGGGGGCUUUGAUGUCAGCAAAGAGCAAUACCCUCAGGUCACCAGCAAUGCCACAGUGCCCCUGGGAUCUGUCACUGCCAUCUGGCUCAGCAUCCCUGGGUGUUGGGCAGCCCUCCCUCCUUCUUUCCCCUCUGCCACCCUCCUUUUCCCAACUCCUCUCUGCAGGAAGGAGCUGGGAGUCCUGCACUGCCCCUUGGUGCUGAGGAAGCUUGGAGGAGUCUGGGGAUCAUGGACUCUCUCCAGCCACGGGAGUGUGGAAGUGGUUUGGUUGAAUAUUGAGGUCCCCAAACCCACCUGAACUGCAGACUUUGGUGGGUGGGGAGAUGCAGAUUGCUGCCCAACCUGCUUCCACAUCACCCAACUUGAAAACACCCCCCUCCCUCCUUCCCCUUCCCAGCCUUGUCUUUUCUCUGUCCAAGGUUUCCAUUCUGUUGACUUUGGUGGUUCCAAUGUGCCUUUCCUUCUCAGGACCUGUGACAAAUGACUUUUCUGCUUUUGUUUAUGUCUAACAUUUAUCUUUACCCCUCCCUCUGUCAUACUAUGAAACAUAUUGCAUGGAAUACAAUACAAUAAAAAGUGUGGCUUAACUGAC
Molecule: messenger RNA, 3668 nt
Organism: Calypte anna (Anna's hummingbird)
Lineage: Eukaryota; Metazoa; Chordata; Aves; Apodiformes; Trochilidae
Gene: NATD1
Product: N-acetyltransferase domain containing 1
Exons: 3
Coding region: 188-520 (110 amino acids)
Source: RefSeq, a predicted model, not a curated record